AUGGCGUCGUCGUCGGCGGCGGCCACCGCGACGCGCAAAGGCCCGGCGCUCGACGGCACGGACAACGGUGGUGGUGGUGCCGGCCGCAAGAGCAAGCAGGCGCGGAUGAUCACGCUGGGGAGCAUCGGCGACUACGAGACGCAGGAGGCGAUCGGGGCGGGCAGCUUCGGCGUGGUGGUCAAGGCGCGGCACCGCGGCACGGGCGAGGCGGUGGCCAUCAAGUGUGCCCGCAAGGCGCCCAAUAGCAACAGCUACCUCCGCCGCAUCCUCCGCGAGGCCGGCUGUAUGGCGGCCUGCCGCGGCCACCCGUCGGUCGUGGGCAUCAGGGACGUCGUCGUGGACGCCGCCACCGGGGACGCGUUCCUCGUCAUGGAGCUCGUCGGCGGAGGCAGCCUGCUGCGCCUGCAGAGGACUCGAGCUCGGGCGCGCUUCUCGGAGGGCGAGACGCGCGCGUUCAUGCGGCAGCUCCUGCGCGGCGCGGAACGGAUGCACGGCGCCGGGAUCAUCCACCGCGACAUCAAGCCCGGCAACAUCCUCGUGAGCGGCGCCGGCGCCCUCAAGAUCUGCGACCUGGGGCUCGCCACGCCGGCGGCGAGGAGGGCCGAGGGGACGGCGGCGUACGCGUACCCGUACCCGGAGCGCCGCGUGGGCACGCUGCUCUACCGCUCGCCGGAGCAGCUGGCGGGCCGCCGGGACUAUGGCCCCGGCGUCGACGUCUGGGCGCUCGGGUGCGUCAUGGCCGAGCUCCUCACGGGAAGGCUCAUGUUCGACGAGGAGACGGAGGAUGGCAUGGUCGCCAGGGUGACGGAACUGGAGCACGCGCUCGCCGAGAGGAGGCUGCAGGCGUUCGACGACUGGCCGACGUUCCAGGGCCUACCGCAUCUGUCGCGGGGCGCGCGCGAGGUUCUCGCGGGCCUGCUUGCCGUCCAGCCACGGGACAGGCUCACCGCCGCGGCCGCGCUCCAGCAUCCGUGGUUCGCCGAGGAAGAAGAAGAGAAGGAGAAGGAGCAUCCUGCGGCCACCUGCCGCAGCGCAGGCAGAGCAGCUCGGAGUAGCAAUGCUAGUGUAGUGACCGUCGUGGUCUGA
Messenger RNA from Miscanthus lutarioriparius, 1086 nucleotides. The record is from the annotation of a GenBank genome assembly. NCBI's taxonomy places the organism in Eukaryota, Viridiplantae, Streptophyta, Magnoliopsida, Poales, Poaceae.